Molecule: messenger RNA, 2300 nt
Organism: Scophthalmus maximus (turbot)
Lineage: Eukaryota; Metazoa; Chordata; Actinopteri; Pleuronectiformes; Scophthalmidae
Gene: tafa5l
Product: TAFA chemokine like family member 5, like
Exons: 5
Coding region: 126-524 (132 amino acids)
Source: RefSeq, a predicted model, not a curated record
AUGGAUGCCGACAACAGGCUGUGGAGACACCACUGGAUUAGCGACCCCUGUGCUCGUCUGCUCGACUUCUGAGGGGCUCGGGCGUUCAAAGUUUCGGAUAGAUCGUCAAAGGCUGAAGGCGCAGCAUGCAGUCCGGAGCGAAGUCGCUCUCCGCAGGUGGCGGUGCGUCCCUCUGCUGCCUGCUGCUCCUCUGGCUCAUCUACUCCCAUCUGCUCAGAGAAGGCCAGUUGGCAGUGGGGACCUGCGAGAUAGUGAUGCUCAACAGAGACAGCAGCGUUCCCCGGCGGACCAUUGCCAGGCAGACAGCCCGCUGCGCCUGCCGGAGAGGCCAGAUCGCCGGGACCACGAGGGCGAGACCGGCCUGUGUAGACGCGCGGAUCGUGCGAAGCCGCCAGUGGUGCGAGAUGGCUCCCUGCCUGGAGGGGGAGGUCUGCAGCCUCCUGUUCAACCGAUCCGGCUGGACCUGCACCAGGGGCAGUGGUCGCAUCAAGACCGUGACGCCUUUGCCCAAGGAGCCGUCGUAGGAUGCAGAGGAACACAGCAGGCCCGUUGACCCCCGUGAUUCGAAAAGGAACUGAUGCUCGUCACUACAACUGAACAUUGUGUCCAUUCACUGACGGGGCUCCAAAACCUGACACCAGGCCUGAUCAAGAGGAAAUCAUUUUAAAAAACCCACACAAAAAAAUUUUAAAAAAUGAAAAUAAAACAUUUCCCCGAGCCUGUCCAAUCACAGCAGUGGAAGACUCUUGGCAGACACUUGUGAGAACUGUGAGAAAUCUCAAGUGAGCAGCAUGGCGCACCAUCGACAUUGAACCUUCACUGCAGCCAAAUUCACGGAUCGUAGAAGAAAAAAAUCCCUGUCAGGAACAGUUAUGAACAGGAAGUGGAAUAUAUUCAUUAAAUACUUAGGCUUUUGUGUUUAGCUUUUUUUUUUUUUUUUGUCGUCCACAGUCCGGUCUGCAGGGGACGGCUCCUCGAAGAUUUGAUUGAGACUUUGUCAGAAGCUCUUUCAAGAGUCAGCCCCUUCAUGUUAUUUUCCCGUCUCCCAGUUUUCUUUGAAGAGCAGUGGCUUUACUGUUGAACCAGGCCGCAUUGUCCAUCGGAUUCUGGCCUUUGUGUCACUUGGCUGGGUGAAACUUUACAAGGCCGUAGCCUCCAAAAGCUCUGCUUACUCAUUGCGGAUAAUGUGGAUGUGAAAGCGGAAUGAACGUCAACUGGAAUGUCACGGAAGAGACGACAGAUGAGUUGACUGUCUUUCCUCGGUGAAUGAAGGUGAAAGUGAUGGUGAUGUGUGGACAUUUUGGAUGACUUAGCUUAGAACUCAUGGUUCUUUUUUAUUAUUAUGUGGUGCCAACAUAAACUAGAAGAGUAGUUUUUUUCGUCAAUGAGCCUCACACGUCUUGUACACAUCACCGGGAGCAGUUAGCACAUGUGGACGGGAUUGCUCAUUGUAAUGGUCUGUAGUUUGUGUGCGUGCAAGCUAUAUGUGUGUUUGUGUGUGCGUGUGUGCGUGCGCGUGCGUGCGCGUGUGUGUGUGUGUGUGUGUGUGCGUGCGUGCGUGUUUGUGCAAAUGCAGAGAUACACUGUGAAAUAAGUCAUGUCCAAUGCAUUAUUCAUACUCUUGUAUAUUUUUGGGACACACCCAGACUGGAGCUCACCAUCUUGGCAAGAAGCAUUUGUGAUUUUACAGAUGUUGGAUUUCAUUUGAAUCUUUGUAGAUGAAUCCUCUGUUUGCCUUUUCUUAUUUCUUUCUUUCUUGUCUUUCCUUUAGUACAUAGAGAUAUUUAUUUUGGGGGGGAAAUAUUAUUGAAACUGGGUAAAGAGCUCAAGUAUGUCACAUAAGUUAAAUUCUGUAAUUAAACUUGAUUUAUGUGUGAUUAAAUAUAGUUCAGUGUCCUUGACUCAAAUUUGACUACAUGUUUGAUAUGAGAUGUUUUGGCCAGCUGCUGGAAGUUGCUAUUUGCUGAUUUCAGAUUUUAAUUCAUGUAUUUUAUGGUCUGUGGAUUUCAUUCCAGGUGGGCGUCAAAGAAAAUGUGGAGCACAAGAGGUGGACAGAAUAACAGGAACAUCAACAUGAUAUAAAACACCGUCCAAGUCCCACAAAGCGACAGGCUAUGAUAAUCCUCACAGAGGUCGUGCUUGCUGCAAGGUUAUUUGUAACAGAUUGCAUUAUGUUAUGCAGGUGUUCCCGUUAUGGUGUCUGCUCCCUGUUCUUUUUUUUAACUUUUUUUUUUAUUUCCACUAAAAUAUCCUGUACAUCUUAUUGUAUGCAUACAAAGAUAUAAAGAGAGUGUCCGCUC